AUGGCGCUGUUGUACGGCCUGCUGUGGCGGCUGCUGCUGCUUCUGGUCCACGUCAACACGGCGCUCGUUUCCUGGCUCCGCGUCCGCCUGCGGAGCUGGAAGGGCCGGCUGUGGGAGCGGGCAGUGGCCGCUCUGCUGCUGCCGGUCGCCCUUGCGGGUUUCCCGGACCAGCAGAAGAAGCUGAACCACAACGCCGAUGCUAACGCUAACCCGGUCACCGGAAACCGCGGCGACAGUCGCCGCGCGCGGUGGCUGUCAGACGGCAAAGCUCUGGAGAAGCUGCCGGUGCACGUCGGCCUGCUGGUGGCCGAAGAGGAGCCCAGCUACUCGGACAUCGCUAACCUGGUGGUGUGGUGCAUGGCGGUGGGCAUCUCCUAUGUCAGCGUCUACGACAAUCACGGGAUUGUCAGGAAGAAUAAUUCUCGUCUGCUGGAGGAGAUUUUACGGCAGCAACAGAACCUGGUGGGAGUGGACGGGUCCAAAUACAGCGUGGAGUUCCUGAGCAAUGGCACUGACAAACACAACGAAUCAAAGAAUAUUCCAGAUCCAGAGCUGGUGCUGAAGUUUGGACCAGUGAACAGCACGCUGGGUUUCCUGCCGUGGCACAUCCGCCUGACCGAGUUCAUCCUCUACAGGGACCUGUUGGUGACUCUGGCCCUCGGUCAGGUUCUGUCUCUGUUGAUUUGUGCCAUCGGUUUAACCAGUAAGUUUCUGGCUGAUGACUUUCACGCCAACACUCCGGUGUUCCAGAGCUUCCUGAACUACAUCCUGCUGUUUCUGGUCUACACCACCACGCUGGCAGUCAGACAAGGAGAAGGGAACUUGCUGGCCAUUUUGAAACAGCGCUGGUGGAAAUAUAUGAUUCUGGGUUUGGUGGACAUUGAGGCCAACUAUCUGGUCCUGAAGGCGUAUCAGUACACAACUCUGUCCAGUGUGCAGCUGUUAGAUUGUUUCGUCAUCCCCGUCGUCCUGCUGUUGUCCUGGUUCUUCCUCCUAGUGAGGUACAAGGCUGUCCACUUUGUUGGGGCGGGACUGUGCCUGCUGGGAAUCGGCUGCAUGGUUGGAGCUGAUGUCCUGCUUGGUCGGCAGCAAGGCCUCGGAGAGCAGAAGCUGUUUGGUGACCUUUUGGUUCUGGGAGGCGCGACGCUCUACGGGAUCUCCAAUGUCUGCGAGGAGUUCAUUGUUAAGAACUUGAGCCGUGUGGAGUUUCUUGGCAUGAUGGGACUUUUCGGAUCUUUCUUCAGUGGGAUCCAGCUAGCCAUCAUGGAGCACAAGGAGCUGCUGAAGGUACCCUGGGACUGGCAGAUAGGUCUUCUCUACAUCGGUUUUAGUGCCUUCAUGUUCGGCCUGUACAGCUUCAUGCCAGUGGUGAUGAAGAGGACUAGUGCUGCUUCAGUCAACCUCUCGCUGCUCACCGCUGACUUGUACAGCCUCUUCUGUGGCCUCUUUCUGUUCCACUACAAGUUCUCGGGCCUCUACCUGCUGUCAUUCUUUGUCAUCAUCCUGGGCUUGGUCCUUUACUCCUCCUCAUCAACAUACGUGGCCCAGGACCCACGAGUCUACAAGCAGUUCAGGAACAGCAGCAGUCAACCAGCCAGUGAGCCGAACCUGCUCAGUCCUGGAGUCCCGGAGCCCUCUGUCACCUACACCAGCCUGAGCCCAGAGCCCGGCGACGAGCUUCCUGUCCGAGUAGCCUAAGCUUAUCUGGGAGGUUUGUCUGUCAGCCUGGUGGAUCAGCGAGCCUACCUCCAGGUUCCCCACAGUUUGAUUCAGAGGAAUAGUGCUGGAGGUACCCAGUCUGCUGAGCAGGGCAGCUGGGAGGUCACCAGGUAGGUCCAGGUUUUCAUCUCAUGACUUGUAUUGAGGGACGUCUUCAUCUCCCACUGACCAAGCUGUUACGUGUCCACAUCAUGUAUGUACCUGAUAAACGACUGACCAGAAUGUAAGUAAAACAAAUAGCAAUGCGAGUGAAAGUGUUCACUGUGAUCACAGACUGUGAGUAGACAGUAGUGACUGUAAAUGAUCAAUCAUGUAAAUAGAUCUCAUUGUAACUUCACUCAGUCUCCUUUUUAUAUCUGUCCAGAAUGUCUGCUUCAAACUGUGUAAACGCUGAAGUUGCACUUCAUGACUGUGUUCAUUUUCUUUCUUAUUAUCUGAUUGAAAGCCACCUGUACAAAGUCAGUGACAAGUAUAUGCCAUGAAAUGACUCACAGACUGACCCCCUUGUAUUAUUUCACUUCGGGCAACAAGGAAGUUCUCAGACUGCACCUAUAAGUCAGCAGCUGAUUUGAAUGUAACCUCCAUCCCUGUUGAAGUGUCUCCUUGUGCAGUGAUGCUCUGGUUUGAAUGUUCUCAGGACGUGACAGGAGAACUCUGUGUUCAUAGUCUGGAGGAUGAACUGAAGGUUGCAGCGAUCAGAAUGACAUGACCGCCCACAUUCAUUCAGCUUUGUCUCGGUACCGCCAGCAGUCAUCCAAUAGUCCAAUCCUAACUUUCCACAUAGUUUGAAACCAGCCUCUAGGAAAACCUUCAGGUGGACGUCUUGGAGAUGGCGCUGUGUGGGUCAGUGAAGCAGAAGGACAACUUCAUCUCAGCAUCCGAUCGCAUGUAAAGUCUGCAUCAUUGUAGCCAUCAGGGAUCUAAAGGGAUCCUCUUUUGGUGUCAUCAGCAGGAAUGGACAAGGACUGAGGAUUUCCUCGCUGGAGUUUCCCAGGACUUGCUAGUUUCAGUUGAACCAAGGCUGACGCUGCAGUCCUGAUCUUUUACCGACUGACAGACUGUCCGUGGUGAGUUCCGGUGUGAAUAAUGUUGAGUUGGUGCACCACGCUGACAGACGCUGUUCAAGUUGUUCAAAGCCAGGGCAGACUGUUACCGGACCGGACUGGACUCACAACACACACAUUCACCCAUUCCCAUGGCUUGCUGGUUGGUUUUGUAAAUACACUUUCUAAAGUCUGAA
This is a messenger RNA of Stegastes partitus (bicolor damselfish), 2959 nucleotides long. RefSeq names its product solute carrier family 35 member F1. The record is from RefSeq and is a predicted model, not a curated record. The transcript has 10 exons. Gene Ontology annotation, cellular component: membrane. Bases 1 to 1698 code for a protein of 565 amino acids. Gene Ontology annotation, biological process: transmembrane transport. NCBI's taxonomy places the organism in Eukaryota, Metazoa, Chordata, Actinopteri, Pomacentridae. Gene Ontology annotation, molecular function: transmembrane transporter activity; transferase activity, transferring alkyl or aryl (other than methyl) groups.